CGAAAUCCAAACAGUCCGUAUUCAAUUUGGUUUUGACAGACUCCAGUUGACGAAUAUUUUAAGUAAUUGAGCGAACUUUCUUACCUAGAAAAGUUAAAAAACAUGAAUCCAAAAAGCUUUUAUUUCGGUAUUUUUGUUGGAUGCCUCUGUGUUCUGGGUUCUUCUUUAGCUAUCGAUGAUAAGAAGAUUUCAUUCCGUGUGAUGCUUAGGGAAGGAAAUAAAGACUUGGAAUGGGACAACUCGCUAGCAGACAACCACUCAUCAGAAUAUCGGGAACUUGCGAACAAGGUUAGAGCGAAGAUUGGAAUUUUAUUCUUAAACAUCACUGGUGUUCRCGAUAUCAUAAUUAAUGCCUUUCGGCCCGGCAGYGUGUACACRGACUUGACAAUCAGCCUUAAAAACAAUUCUAAUACGUCACGUGACGCUUUUAUGACCGUCGUCAACAAAACAGACUGGGUCGAUCUUACCGCAGGGACCCCAUCCAGAUCAUUUCUUGUUGGAUUGAUAUUUGUGAAUGGGACCAUGAUUUCAAAUAUUGCAUUUGAGUCAGACCAGGUAGAAUCGAUUCUUUUUAGCCUAUUUAAAGAGAUUCCAGGCUUUCAGGAUGCGACAGUACUUGAUGUUACUAASSUUGAUAGUAAUCACGUUCCCAUGGAGAUAAGGCUGCUGUUUGAUUCAAGGUCACGUGUUAAUGAAGAUAAACUGAAGAACAUAAUUCUCAGCUACAAAGGAGGUAUAAAUGGUACUGUGCGAUUUACCCAAGUGACAAUCAAGGAGGAAAGGCCGAUAUCACCACCAAAACCAAGUAAACCAACUUGGCUCGUUAUCAUAGUAGCACUUUCUUGUUUAACCAUUACCGCCGGGCUAAUUGCCUUCGUAUAUCGUGUAUUUAAACAAAGCUUUCUUAAAGCACCCAAGUUCAAGCUUAACGAAGACGAUGAAAACAGACGUCGCCCAAGAUCUCGUACCUCUACCGAGACGUCACCGGCUUCUGCAGAACCAUACUCUAAUAAUCUCUCUUACAAUUUCUCUUACUAUUUCUAA
This is a messenger RNA of Exaiptasia diaphana, 1044 nucleotides long. RefSeq lists its product as uncharacterized. The transcript is spliced from 6 exons. Bases 103 to 1044 code for a protein of 313 amino acids. NCBI's taxonomy places the organism in Eukaryota, Metazoa, Cnidaria, Anthozoa, Actiniaria, Aiptasiidae. The record is from RefSeq and is a predicted model, not a curated record.